CUUCCGGGGUCCAGGAGAGCAUGCGCAGUGGAGAACAACCAAACUACUCUGAAAACAUCAACUUUUAACAUCUUUUUGGUUAACUGAAAAAUUUCCAUACAAGAAACAUUUCAACGCAUUUUACCUCAUAAUGGAUAAAAAGUUUAAUUCUGCAUAUCUGCUUUCACUUUAUUGCGUUCAUAAUUUUAAUGGGUGGGCUACUUGUGUUACUGAAAAUACAACUAAGUUGGUGAAUGAAAGCAAAAAAAAUUUCAAAAUUAUAGUUUUUGAUUAAUAAACCAUCUAAAUAUUCGUAUGUAAAAAUCGCUUUUAAUAAUUUAUUUUAAAAGAGGAAGAAAAGAAAUUUAAAAAUAAAUAACGGCCAAGUGUGCUUUGUACGCAUGCGCCAAACCUUCAUGACGCGUUGACGUCAUAUCGCAGUGUAAACAGCCGUUAGGACAUUUAAAGAGCCGCUGCGAAGCCUUCCUGUAGUUCAGGUAACAUAGUCACUUAUUUUUUUGAAAAGUAAAUGGUCAACAUGUUUUUAUGAACUCUGAUAGAAAGUUUCAUAAUUAUUGUCCCAGUUUAUCUGGGAUUAAGAGCCUGAAACAGUUCAUGAGGAACUCCGGGGAAUAGAGGAAAUGUGGCCGAAAAAUGUCAAAUAUUCUGUCAAUGAUGGACAACAAAGUCUGUGUGCUCACAAACCCACUGCUGACAAAAACGAACCGGGUCUAAUAUUCUGAAGGGACGUUGUGGUCCAAAGAGAAACACCUGCAGGGCUGGUCUGAAGUCCGGAGGGGCCCUGGGCUCACUGUAACCCCCUAACCCCCAGUUUUAUCCUUUUCAAGUUUAUGUGUUUGUAUUGACUUGUUUAUUUAUAUUUAUAUCGACUUAUUUGGGCUGGCCCAGGGCCAGUCCAGGGCCAGUCCAGGGCCAGUCCAGGGCCAGUCCAGGGCCAGUCCAGGGCCAGUCCAGGGCCAGUCCAGGGCCAGUCCAGGGCCAGUCCAGGGCCACAGGAGUCAUCCAAUCAGCAUGGACUUUCCUCAGCAUGGCGUGGUUUGGCAUAGACUAAGUAGGUGUGAUGGUGAGCAAUAUUAGCAUAACCAGGGUAAUUAUUUAACCUUUUGCCCCAGAAAAGUUCUCAGAGUGGGUUUCUCUUUAAAUAAGGUAAGCUUCAUAUUGUGUCUUGUUUCAUUUCAUAAGUGUGAUUGUACAGAAACGCGUUGCUACAGAAACGCUUUGCUACAGAAACGCGUUGCUACAGAAACGCGUUGCUACAGAAACGCGUUGCUACAGAAACGCGUUGCUACAGAAACGCGUUGCUACAGAAACAGCUUUAAAUGUAUAUUUGUGUUUUCUUCUUCUUCUUUGUAAUUUCUGGGUUUUGUUCAGCUGGUUUCCUGUCAGAUUAUUUCACUAAAAAUGAAACCAUCUUUACUUCCAAGGGAAGCUUCCUGUUUUUGGAGGAAGAUUUUUCUCGCUCCUCUGGACCUGAGCAGUGGUUCUGGUUCUGGUUCUGCUCCAGGCUCAGCUCCCCUCCAGCUGUUGUUUCUGCUCUGUGAGCGAAGAGCCGGCCUGACGUCCCUGGAACCUUGCGGCUCCCAGAACUUCGCAGAGACUCUUCCCACGGAGAUGAGCGUGAGGAUUUUCAGAGAGCUGGACGCAGAAAGCCUGUGCCGAGCCUCGAGGACAUGCAAACUGUGGCGCUCCAUCAUCGAUGACAACGAGCAGCUGUGGAGGCAGCAGUGCAUGCUGGUCCGGGCCGUGUGUCGCCGGGAGGUGGACAGCGACCGCAGCGACGGCCUCUCCUGGAAGGUGACCCUGCUGAGGAACUACAGCCGCAGCCGGGUGAAGGCGGCCUGGCUAGCCGGCCGCUACAGCGGCGUUCGCUCUGCAGAUGAGCUGCUGGGCAGCAAGAUGGCGCCGCUGGACGCAGAGACCUGGGGGGAGAUCCUGCAGGCGGAGCUCGACAGAUGAUAGAGACGAUGAUGACGCACUUCUCCCUGAUUUUGAUUCUAACAUGUUUUUUUCUCUGAGUUCACUUUAAUGCAACACAGAUGACUGUAUGUACAUAUUUAAUGAUUUUAAAGAAAUCUGAUCAUGGUGGAUGAAUUUGGUGUAAAUAUAUGUGAGCUGGAAGUUCUGUUUACAGUCCACUUCCUGUUUCCUGUCUGAGAUCUGAGUGAUGUUAGUGGGACAUCAGACGGCAGAACCAGCUGGUCCGGAUCGGAACGCCCCCUGGCGGCCGGUCUGGACAUGGCAGCAUCAUUCCUCCAUGUCUGAUCCUGCUGGGUUCUGAUUGGUUCCUGAAUGAAACAGCCAAUCAUCAUGCAU
Messenger RNA from Poeciliopsis prolifica (blackstripe livebearer), 2313 nucleotides. RefSeq names its product F-box only protein 48. Gene Ontology annotation, molecular function: protein binding. The coding region runs from base 1402 to 1956 and encodes 184 amino acids. The record is from RefSeq and is a predicted model, not a curated record. The transcript is spliced from 3 exons. NCBI's taxonomy places the organism in Eukaryota, Metazoa, Chordata, Actinopteri, Cyprinodontiformes, Poeciliidae.